AUGGAUUCCUUCAUCAUAGCGGCUCUGGCAGUGUGCUCUCUAACGGCACCAGCCUAUGGGGACAAAGGAACCAGCAAAGCCCGGAGUUGUUCGGAUAUCAGGCAGUUUUAUAGCGGGAAAGGAUUCGCUCUGGAUGGUGUCCCUCAGUCUGAAAUAUCAGGGGAGCACCUGCGCGUCUGUCCCCAGGGUUACACCUGCUGUACCAGUGACAUGGAGGACAACUUGGCCAUGCUGAGCCGCAAGGAGAUGGAGGGACUACUCAAAGAGGCUGGUCGAUCCUUACAGAACUCACUCACUGGACAGUAUAAGGCCUUCGAUGGUUACUUCAUGGAGUUGCUGAACCGCUCUGCGAUUAAUCUACAGGAGACUUUCACUCCAACUUUGGGCUCCUUAUACUCCCAGAAUUCCCAGGUCUUCUCUGACCUGUACUCAGAUUUGAGGCACUACUACCGAGGCUCCAACGUCAAUCUUGAAGAGGUGCUCAACGAAUUCUGGGCCAAACUGCUGGAGAAGCUCUUCUACCAGGCAAACAAGCAAUAUUUCAUAGGUGAGGACUACCUGGAGUGUGUGUCCAAGCAGAUAGAGACACUACGGCCCUUCGGAGAAACACCCCGUGUGAUGAAGAUGAUGGUCACACGCACCUUUGUGGCAGCACGUUCCUUUGUUCAGGGACUGAUGGUCAGUGGGGAGGUGGUGCGCAAGGUGUCCCAGGUGCAGCUGAGCCAGGAGUGCAUGCGGGCCAUGAUGAGGAUGACUUACUGUCCCCACUGCCGCGGCAUGGCCUCUGCCAGACCUUGUGCCAACUACUGCAGCAACGUUAUGAAGGGCUGUCUGGCGAACCAGGCUGACCUCAACACCGAGUGGAGGCAUCUGGCAGAAACAAUGAUACAGGUGGCUGAUCGCUUUGAUGGCCCAUCUGGUGUGGAUAGCGUGGUCCUGUCCCUCCCCAAUCGCAUCUCAGAAGCCAUGUUUACCAUGAUGGAGAACAUAGAGACUAUCAACAGCAAGUUGUUCCAGGCCUGUGGCAACAUCAGAGAGGGCGGAACCAGCAGCACAGGAGCCGACGACAUCAUGAAGAGAGGGAAGGUUACAGUGGAGGACCGGUUGGGAACCAGCUCUAACAAAAUGGACAAACUGGUGUCUGAUGUAACCAUGAGACUGAGGGACAUGCAGCCGUACUGGGUUUCUCUCCCGAGUAUCCUCUGCAGUGACAGAGUGGCCACUGGAACGGGAGCCGAUGAUAAGUGUUGGAACGGCAUGAACCGUGCCAGGUACCUUCCCGAGGUGAUGGGCGAUGGCCUAGCCAGCCAGAUCAACAACCCUGAAGUGGAAAUUGACAUCACCAAACCAGACAUGACAAUACGCCAACAGAUAAUGCAGCUGAAGAUCAUGACACACCGCCUGAGGAAUGCUCUUAAUGGCCAGGAUGUGGACUUUCAGGACACCAGUGAUGAUGUCAGCGGUUCAGGAAGUGGCAUGUGCGCCGACGAUGCGUGUUCCCGUGGCGCGCGCCCUGUUAUCCCCGUCACCGACCGACCCAUACUCUACCCCUACCCUCCAGAAAACAAGAAGGUGAAAGGAUUCGCCAACCAGAAACUCCCCUGCAUCGCCAUUUACCUGCUUUCGCUCCUCGUUUUGCUGCUCCGGCGAUAAUUGACGGAGGAAUCUACCAACUGGGACUGAGUUUGGGACACGGAGGUUGGAGAGAGUCUGAAAGGGGAGGGAGGAGAUGUUGGGGGUUAGUUACUUUUGCCAAAACUAAAUAAGUGUAAAGAAAAAACAACAAAAUUGGACGGACUUCCUUUUGGUUUCGGAUUAGAACAAAAUGGAAUUACGAGUAUUCAUAAAUGUUUUGGUUCUGCUCUUUUCUUUUAUUUCUUGCUAUAUUAUGACACCAUUAGAGCUGGUCUUUUCGCAUCUUCUAAUGUUUUGUUUCUGGUGUUUGGGUUCUCUGAGAUUAUAUCUGUACCUAAGACAUGUGUAAGACUAUGUUGCUAACAGUAUGUUGGUGUUGACACCACGGGAAGAGGGAGAAUGGGGCUUUGCAGUGGCGCUCAGAUAAAUAUAUUUGUUAUUCCACUCCUUUAAAACAGUACUUGCGUUCAGUAGAAUUAUUUAUUUAUCAAUAACUUACAACAGACCCCAGAGCGGUUUAAUCACUUCUCAAUGUUCAUAGAAAAACGUACACAAACCACAAACGUAAAUUAAAUACAAUAUUGAUGACUUUUAAAGGGGAAUAAUCUGGACAGCACGACCCAGCGGACCUCUUAAUGCAUUAAGUCUCACAAUAUCAUUACACUUACACACACACACACACACUCUCUCACAGCGAGGAUGCGAGCACUCCGCGUCAGCACUUUUUUUGCCAUUUCAUCAUGUAAGCUGUAAAAAUAGCUGUGAUCACAUUUACACCGACAUGAUCAUCUAAUGUGGGAGUAACGUGACCCGUCCACCACUCCAUCCAUCCACUCAUCCCUACAUUCCCCCUGCUGGGGCAGAUCUCCCUCUCUCCCCAGAUCCUGCUGGCUGUGUAGGAUCAACUCGAGUGUCAGGUGUAAGCAAAACACAUGCUGGGCUGGGCCAGGUCUCAGAUGACAGCAGCUUCCCACUAUAGAGCACUGUACUGUAUGUGGAAUGGGGGCUGUCGGUUUAAGAUUGCCGUCACAGCAAAGGAUUGACAGUUCAUGAUUUGGGAAACGUGUAGCAGAGCAGAAAUGUACACAGAAGCAGAAACACUGCUAUCAUAUAGCGCUUUUUUCAGUAUUCAUUUUAUGUGCACAGGAGAGCAAAAUUAUAAUAUACGUAACGUGCAACUAGCAAUGUGUUGCUUUUUUGUCUAAUUGCAGCAAUGAUCCAUAUCACAGUAAAAGCUGCACCAUGCACGUCUUUGAAUCAUACUACUAUUUGUAUGGCAGACACAACAGUGUACAUAUUUUUGAUUUCUUCUUUGUUGUUUUCUAGAAAUAAAAUAGCCAAUUAGGUAUCAAAAUGUUAUAACGGCCAGAUCAUUAUAUACUAUAACUCAUUCAUCAUCUGUCAUAGCUUGUCCAUAUCUGCCUUCCAUUUUUCUGCAACUUUUCUAUAUCAGUGCCUCUUUAUUCCCACCCCCUACUCCCUCUACCCUUCUCCCCGCUCAUCGGUUAUAAUGACCUUUUAAAGCGUUCCUCAUGCUUCUACAUGGUAGCAAGGCAAUAUGACAAUGACACAGUGCUUCAUUAUGUGUCAACAUUACUAGGAAUGUUGUGGGAACACACAGUGUAAGGCUUUUCCUGAUGAGAAGCUUGCUGGGGAGGAAAAACAUACCACAUUUUAAUUCAAAGAAAUGUCAAAGCUCUCAUUUAAGAGCCCUGUGUGCAGGAUGAUGGGACGAUGCUUGCAUGCGUGUGUGUGUGAGUGUGUGUGUGUGUGUGUGUGUGUGUGUGUGUGUGUGUGUGUGUGUGUGUGUGUGUGUGUUUGUGUGUGAAUGUGUGGACUUGUCUUUCAUUGAUAGAGCAAAACAGAAAUGGACGAUAGAGCUUUAUAAAUCUUGUUUGGAUGGCAUCGAAAUUAAAUGUAAUAAAAUGUAUUCCACUAACAUUGUCUGACUUAGUGCGAUUCAACUGACGUAAACGGGACAUUAAUAAAGCUCUUUUUUUAGGAUUUUCAAACAACUACUGUAAAAAAUCUGCAUUAAUGGUAUCUUUGCUUGUCAGUAUUGUAUGUGACAGAUACAUUUAAUUUGGAGGAUGGAAAAUACAGUGCUCCAGUUGUACACUGGAACAAUCCACCAUGAUUCAUUCUAUGAAAAAAGAACUGUUGAUAAUACUUGUCAUAUACCUGUUGUUGGGAGCUCUGUCACGGUUUGAAGAAUAGCUAAUUUGUUAGAUACUUGGUUAAUUACUGCUCUGGAAAUGGGUGAGGCUGUCGUCAUUAGUGUCACCUGACAUGUUACUUUGAGGAUAUUUUCUUUUUUCCGACAUGCUUAAUUAAUGAAUGCUAUGUUUGCCGUGCGUAUGCGUGUCUAUGUGCAUUUGUCUGUCUUUAUGUUAGUCCCUGGUUAAAGAAAUCAGCCUGUGACUGCCUUUGACACUUUGUCUAGGGUUGGGGUCAAUUUUUAGAUUCAAAAAGAGCGAUACAAUUAUAUUAGAUGAUCCAGUGGGGGGGAAAAAAUACACAUUUUGAACAAAGAACAAUUAGUAAGAGCACCACAUGGGUCUUCUUUUUGUGACCUUCGAGAAAAAAUAUGAAUACGAAUGUGAAAGUCCACAUUAAGCCCUGUAAAGAAUGAGAAGUGACUCCAACUGUGAUGGUGACAUUCCAAUUCAAAGACGACUUGCGACUCACAACUUCAGUUUCAAUGACUGCCUCACAAUGUCAUCGGCUGAAAUUUGCACAACCCCUCCCUCUCUCCUCCUCCACCUUUUGAUCUCAUUAAUUUGUUGCUCAAAGUCCCCCUCCUUUUUAUAAAACCUGCACUUUUAUGAGGCCAAUAAAUGGCAUUGUCUGCACAAAGACAUCACAAGAUGGUCGAUCAAUACGCGAGUCAACACCUUCCAGAAACGACUAUUGAUUGGGGAUGUGUGUAUGCAGAUAGACAUGGCCCAGCAAGACGUCUCCUGUUCAACUAUGAUGAAACAGUGUAAAAACAAAGCCCCUGUAUGUGAGAGGAGGCAGGAGAAAGGAUUGUCCAGAGGGCUGAUCUCAAAUCAGCUUGUGCACCUUAAUCCAGCCCUCAUUCAUUGAGUGGUUAAAAUGCAAAGCUGUUUAUAACACCAUUUAAAGACAGCUUUAUUCUACACUGAGUUGAAUACGAGAGGAAUUUCUUAAAGGUGCCAAUUUAUGAGGAAGAAAGUACUUUUAAUUCUCUUGUUUUUAUGUACUUUGGUUUUGUUGUUAUCAGAAAUCUAUGGAGAGUGUGUGCUUAUGGUGAAGAUAGAUGCCAGAAAGAGGUUGAAAAAUACAAAUGUCUCAUUUGCUGUUGUAUCUGAAAUCUUGUGUCAAUUAUAUACAUUGUAAGAUUUUCAACA
Messenger RNA from Cottoperca gobio, 5006 nucleotides. RefSeq names its product glypican 1b (gene gpc1b). The coding region runs from base 1 to 1653 and encodes 550 amino acids. Gene Ontology annotation, molecular function: fibroblast growth factor binding. Gene Ontology annotation, cellular component: plasma membrane; cell surface; synapse. The record is from RefSeq and is a predicted model, not a curated record. Lineage: Eukaryota; Metazoa; Chordata; Actinopteri; Perciformes; Bovichtidae. Gene Ontology annotation, biological process: cell migration; negative regulation of fibroblast growth factor receptor signaling pathway; regulation of protein localization to membrane. The transcript is spliced from 10 exons.